Dromaius novaehollandiae (emu) is the source of this 2589-nucleotide messenger RNA. It is a transcript of the gene IRX2, whose product is annotated as iroquois homeobox 2. The record is from RefSeq and is a predicted model, not a curated record. Bases 549 to 1967 code for a protein of 472 amino acids. NCBI's taxonomy places the organism in Eukaryota, Metazoa, Chordata, Aves, Casuariiformes, Dromaiidae. Gene Ontology annotation, molecular function: RNA polymerase II cis-regulatory region sequence-specific DNA binding; DNA-binding transcription factor activity, RNA polymerase II-specific. Gene Ontology annotation, cellular component: nucleus. Gene Ontology annotation, biological process: regulation of transcription by RNA polymerase II; cell development; neuron differentiation. The transcript has 5 exons.
CGAGCGCUCCUUCCCUCAACUCUUCACUUCAGACUCUAUACUUCCCCCAAAAUACAGGCUCGCAGGCGCUGGGGGAGCUGGCUGGCUGGCGGGGAGAACUCCAUAUGCAGCAGCCACUUUUCUGAUUUCGGGGGCUCGCUUUUCUCCCUCUUUCUCCCUCUCCCCUUCUGUUUGUCUCCCCUUCUCUCUCUCUUUUUUUAUUAACCCUCUCCUCUUCCCUCUCUCCCAGAUGCCCUUCCGCUCCCGGUUAGAUUUCUGACCGCUCGAUUUAUUUUCCCUUUUUGGGGGGUGUCCUUUAUUUUUUUCCCUCCUGUUUGUUUUUAUUCUGAGCGGGUGCGCAUGGGGGGGAGCCUAUAACAAUUCUGAUCCUCUACAUAACUGCACAGAGCCAACCGGGGCGAGAGAGAAAGGAGAGGGAGAGAGAGAGAGAGAGAGAGGGCGGGAGAGAGGGAAAGAGGGAGAGCACGAAAGCAGCGCCAGGAGCGGCAGCAGCAGCAGGGCCGGUCACCCUCGCCCCCUCCCUGCUCCUGUGCACGCCAGUGCAAGCCAUGUCCUAUCCUCAGGGUUACCUCUACCAGCCCCCCGGCUCGCUGGCUCUGUACUCCUGCCCGGCGUACGGGGCGUCGGCUCUGGCGGCCCCCAGGAGCGAGGAGCUGGCCAGGUCUUCGUCGGGAUCGGCGUUCAGCCCUUACCCGGGAUCGGCAGCUUUCACCGCCCAGGCGGCGGCCACAGGCUUCACCAGCCCGCUCCAGUACUCCACAGACCCCGCCACGGGAUUCCCCUCCUACAUGGGCUCCCCUUACGACGCUCACACGACGGGGAUGACCGGAGCCAUCAGCUACCACCCGUACGGCAGCCCUGCCUACCCCUAUCAGCUCAACGACCCCGCGUACAGGAAAAACGCCACCCGCGACGCCACGGCCACGCUCAAGGCCUGGCUGCAGGAGCACCGCAAGAACCCCUACCCCACCAAGGGCGAGAAGAUCAUGCUGGCCAUCAUCACCAAGAUGACCCUCACGCAGGUCUCCACCUGGUUUGCCAACGCCCGCCGGCGCCUCAAGAAGGAGAACAAGAUGACCUGGGCCCCGCGGAACAAGAGCGAGGAUGAGGACGAAGACGAAGGCGACGGGGCGAGGAGUAAAGAGGAAAGCCCGGGGAGGAUGCCCGAGAGCAACGAAACCUCCGCCGAGGACGAAGGGAUUAGCCUGCAAGUGGACUCGCUGACGGACCACUCGUGCUCCGCGGAGUCGGACGGCGAGAAGCUGCCCUGCCGCGCCGGCGACCCCCUCUGCGAGUCGGGCUCGGAGUGCAAGGACAAGUACGAGGACGUCGAGGAGGAGGAGGAGGAGGAAGAGGAGGAGGAGGAGGACAUCGAGGGAGACGACGGCGGCGGCGGCGGGGAGCGCGACCCGCCGGCCAAGGCGGCCACCUCGUCGCCGCUGGCGGCGGUGGAGGCCCCGCUGCUGGGCCACCCGCACGCCGACGCCGCCCGCAGCGCCAGCAAGGCCUCUUCCGGCCCCCCGACGCCCGCCACCAAGCCCAAGCUCUGGUCGCUGGCCGAAAUCGCCACCUCGGACCUCAAAAGCCAGCACCUGGGCCCCAGCUGCCAGCCCCCGGCUCUGUCGUCGGCCACCCCCGCCUCCACCCCGCACAGCGCUGCCUACUCGCCCUCCUCCCUCCUGGGGAGGCAUAUAUAUUACACCUCACCUUUUUAUAGCAAUUAUACAAACUAUGGGAACUUUAAUGCGCUCCAGAGCCAGGGAAUCCUGAGAUACAACUCCGCAGCAGUGGCUUCAAACGAGGGACUAAGUCAGACUGUCCUAAACGCCAGCUCUGUUCACAAGCAGAGCAGUGACUCUUUGAAAACCAUCACUAACCAGCUAGAACAGCAUUACAGGCCCUCUAGUUAUGACUCUAAGAAAGAUCCCACUGAAGUCUGCACAGUAGGAGUACAACCAUACCUAUAGAAGUGCAAUCACACAGCAAUGCAAGUAGGUGUCACAAUUGCUUUGAAAAAAGUCAGCAAGCCAUCAUCUCUCCCCGAGCUAAUAUAUAUAACAAAUCUCUAAAUGCGGAUCACAUGUUGUGCCACUGUAUAAAAGAAUACCACAGAGCACUAUUAAAUCUUCAGACUCUAAUUAUUAAACCAGAAUUUUGUUGGACAUAUGUGAGUUUGCUGGUAUAGUAUAGUUUCCCCAAUGUAUGUGUGACUUUUGAAAACAGAUCUGUUUUUCUCAGGAUAUCUUGAAUUGAUCACUCCAUUGCCACGGUAUAUAUUCGAUAGCUGUGAUAGGAUUUAUUGUAAAAUUUAUUUGUAAAAGAUGUAUACAGUAGAGAUAAUAAAGACGUGAUUGGAGAACCUGAGUCCUUACAAAGUGGAAACAAAUUUGAUAUUUAUUUUUGUAAUGAUAUAAAGCUUCUAGUAAUUUAUGCAAGUUGUAUUGCAAUGGAAUCUGAACUUUUUGUAAAUAAAUUUUGCCUGGUUUUUAUUUGAAACAUUGAUGGUUAUACAAUCUUUCGUUGUUUAAUGAGAAUUCUUUACUAAUUUAUAUCUCUAAUUGUAAAUAAAAACAGACUAGUCUGCAACAA